This is a messenger RNA of Zophobas morio, 437 nucleotides long. RefSeq lists its product as uncharacterized. Lineage: Eukaryota; Metazoa; Arthropoda; Insecta; Coleoptera; Tenebrionidae. The coding region runs from base 1 to 417 and encodes 138 amino acids. The transcript has 2 exons. The record is from RefSeq and is a predicted model, not a curated record. Gene Ontology annotation, molecular function: odorant binding.
AUGUUUUCGUUUUAUCCACUUUAUCUCGUCCUACUUGGGAGUGGUUUUGUUUUGUUUUGUGCAAACGCUGAACAAAAUAAAGUCAAAGAAAUCGUCGAAAGUAUGGAAGGAGAUUUAGCCAUCAUCAGAGACAACUGUUUAAAAGAGAACUCAUUAACUAUCGACGAUCUAAAACUGUAUGAAGACCCUGAACAAGCUCCUGAAAACCAGGCCUGUUUUAUCAGAUGUGUGUAUAAACAAAGUGAGAUUAUUGGUCCUGAUGGUGAAAUGGAUGUCGAUGCUCUUGCAAUUUUGCCAGGGGUUGAUAAAUCAAAGUUGGGAGCAGUGAAAAAGUGUAUGGAAAAGUUCGGUAAAAUUGUAACCUGUGGAGAUGUGAAAAAAGCGGCAAACUGUGUUCAUUUGGCGACGGCAAAUUAAUUUUAGCAAGAAAAACAUAA